Molecule: messenger RNA, 4810 nt
Organism: Nezara viridula (southern green stink bug)
Lineage: Eukaryota; Metazoa; Arthropoda; Insecta; Hemiptera; Pentatomidae
Source: the annotation of a GenBank genome assembly
GGUUCUAGUUAGUUGGAAACGUAGGUCUUUUCUCGUCACUUGUUUUCCUUUCACAUAGUGCUUGCACGUUCUCUUUAUUUCCCCACAGUUCUCAUUCCUUUAUUGAUCAGCAGUAGCUUGGAACUGUGCAAGCUUUUCUUUUUAUCAAUGAUGUGUUGGUUUUAAAUUCAAGAAAUUCAUAUGGUUAGAAUACUACUUUUAAGUUAGAAUCAGUGUUUUGUGUAAGUGUUGAGGCCAGUACGUUAGUACUUGGCCUAGUUUUGUUUUAAGUGUCGUGUCACAUAUGUGUGUUAAGCUUCACAUUUCAUCUUCGUACCAAUCUCUGUGUCACUGUAAACCUGGAACUUUCUACUAUGCGCGACGAGAUUUCAGCGGCAGUUGUCUUUUUAGUCCGCCUGAUAGAAAAAAGCGAAAACUUUAACAGGGAACAAUUGGAACAUUUCAAAAGCAGAUUGUCUGAGCUGCUCCUCGAAAAAUUUGAAAACCAUUGGUUUCCUGAAAAACCUGAUAAGGGGCAAGGUUACAGAUGUAUAAGGGUAAAUGGAGUAAACAGGCGGGAUGAAACUCUUGAACAAGCUGCCCUAGCAUGCGGGAUACGCUAUGAAGACAUGAAACUUCCUUUUGAACUCACUAUUUGGGUUGACCCCAAUGAAGUAUGCUGUAGAUUUGGUGAAAACAAAGGAUCUUUUUGUACUUUAGCAUCGUUCAGUGAUAAAGAAAGUAUUGGUAGCAGUAGUGGUAGUGAGGAUUCACUGAGUGAAGAUUCUCUUAAGGAAAGUCCUUCUCCUCUUUCUACUCCUGUCAAGCAAUCCAAUCAGGUAAAAGAGCUGUCACGAGUCAUUGUGAAAAACAUGGCACCUAUGAAUUUUACAGAAUGGCAGAAUAAUCAAUGGUCCAACAGAAAUAAAAACAAGGAGAAACAGCCAGCAGCAUCAGAUGCAGCAUGGUGGUCGGGGGCGGAGAGGAAGCCUAUACCCGCAACACCCCCUCAAUGCUUGGUACAGCCUCAUUUCACCACCGUGGCUCCCCCCUUCUCCCCCUCCUUAUACCCAUCCAGCCUAUCGCCAUAAAUGGCCACCUCACCGGUACAGCUCUCCUCCUAAGCCCGCAACGCUCAAGGUUUAAUGAUCAGUCGGUUUAAUAAAAGUGGCAGACACAGGAAUUCGUACGUUGGACUUCUCAUCUGUUAAAAAAAAAAUGAAAGGUUAAUUAGGAAUUUUAUCUCACAUUCUCCUCCUUGAUCAGAAAUAUUGAGCAUAAAAUUCAUUUUCUAUCUUGUGUUUUGUUAAUAAUUAUUUAAGGGUGUGAAUUAUAAACUUUUGUUUGGGUAUACAUUUUAAGAUCAUCUGAAGUUUCCUUUUUUUAUUGUAACAUUUUACCCAUUCAACUAAUUUUUUAAAAAAUAAAGAUUUUUCAUAAUAUUUCACAUCCAUUUUUUAAUACAAAAGAAUUUACCAAACAUUUCCAGUCAAUUUAAUAUUAAAUUUCGAAAUAAAAAUUUUAUUUUCAUAUGGAAUUUUUAAGAAAUUGAAAUUUUCAUAAUUUGUUACUAUAAAUUUGUAAUAUAUUACUUUUUUCAAACUAUAUUUUUUUAAUGACGACAUUUUUAAAAAUUGUAAAUAGGAUUUGCAAUUUGACUGGCUAGCCAUAGGGAUUAUUUUAGAUAUUUUUUGUAUAUUGCCACAAUAAAAAAAAUUAAAAAAAAAACAUUUCUAAUCAAAAUAUAACCAUUACUCAUUAAACAAAUUUUAAUGAAUACGAUGUAUGCUCUUCCAUCUAUUAAAUAAAUAGGUUAAUUAUACAAUGGUUAUGUUAAUUUAUAUUGAAUAUUGGCAUUUAUUUAAUUUAAUUAAUUAAAUUUGAAAGUACAAGAACAAUUAUUUAGGUCUGUAAAUAUUGUAAAACAUUGUGAUAUGAAAUAUUUUGUAUAUUACUCUUUACUUUAUUGUCUAUAUAUGAUUAUACUGGUAUAAAUACAUUCAUUUACAUUCUAUUAUUUAUAAGAAUCAUUGUAUAUUUCACCCAACAUAAACACGAAGCGUCAUUUGUACCAUUGACAUAAUUUUAGUUUUAAAAAUGAAUAAAGACUUUUUAGUAGUUAAUAACUAUUAAACUUUAGUUUUGAUAUUUCUAAUAUUUUUAGUGUUGAAAUAUUAUUAGAUAAUUUUCAAGUCAAUCGUAUUUACCAUUGUUAAAAAAAAAAAGUGUUUUUUGGGUGAAUAAUGUACUUAAGGUCAAAUGUGAAAAUGUUGCUUUGUUGUCCUGAUUGUUUAGUGCAAUUGAUCUCUGAUGUUCCUUAUAGUGGAUUUCUUAUUUACUUUCCAGUCUGUAAAUUAUAUAUAUAUUGUAUUGAAGGAAUUCCUCCAUAACAGUGCCUGUUUAGGUGUAAGUGGAUGUGCAUGCAUUGAAUGCUAGUGUGGUACCUAAUUUUAAAAUUUUAUUAAUGCUGGAAAUGGUUAUUCUUUCGACUGUGAUGAACAUCAAUUUUCAUUUCGUGAGCAUUUUGUGAUAUUAGUAUUUCUAUUUGGGUUUUGAACCCCUUUACCAGUUAUGGCCUUUCCUUGUCGCUUACCAAAGUUGCAAUUUAUUUCUGUACAACAAGGAGAAUAAGUUUUUGUUAAAAAUCAGAUUAAGUAUAGAAAGCAAAAUAUAUGAUAUAUUUACAAAUUUAUAUUGAUACAUAUACAUGUAUAUGUAUGUAUAAGUUUAAAAAUAUAUUUAAUUUUUCUGAUUUUUUUUUCAACUUUUUUUUCUGUAUAUAUGAAAGUAUUGGUAUAUUUUUUCAUUGAACGAUUAUAUAUUGGAGUUAUGAGGCUUUUAUAUAUAUUAUUAUUAUUAUUUUUUUUUUUUUAGUAAAAACUCCAGCAAACCUAGACUUGACUUAAUAAACAAUUUAAGAAAUUGUUCUGUAACAAUGUUUAUUAUUUAAGAUCUUUCCUCUCUAUUGUUUUUAACAUGCUUGAUAAUGUGUAAUAUUUUCAUCCUUAUGUGUAUAUUUGUAAAGAAAUAUUAAAUCUGUCUAAUGAUUUUUUUUAUGGUGCCUUUUGAUGAAAAAAAAUUUUUUGUUCCUCCUGGGUUUUAGAAGUCUUUAAUAAUUUUUUUUUAUUCCAAUUUUUUUUGUUUUUCUUCUAUAAAUAUAUAUUUCUUCUAUAUUAAGAUGAAUUAUUAACAUAGAUAUGUAGUUUUCAUUUGUUCUAUAUUAUAUAAAGUUAUAGACAUAUAUAUAUAUAUAAAUUUUGUAUUCUUAUUUUAGUAAGAAUAAUUUGGUAUAUGUAUUUCUAAUUGAACCAUAGUGUCACGAUGUAUGUGUAUAUGUUUGAUUUUAAAUUAAGAAUUAAAUUCAUUAAAUUUUUUACUUUUAUUAUUGAAAUUCUAAUUUUUUUAUGUAGUUGAAAGACUCUGCGAUGAUCACGUCAGCUUACAUAGUCAAAUGUUUAUCAAAUUUUAUUCAUUAAAGAUAAUUUCCUUAUCGUCUAGUGGCCUCAGAUUUUAAAUGUACAUAUUGCUGUCUUCAAUCUGAAUACUGUCUUUAUUUAUGUGUGUUUAUUAUUGCAUCAAAUUUAAGAAUUUCAAUUUUUUUAACUUGGUUGAUUGUUUUGGCUGCUGAUAAGCAUUUAUGGAACUAAUAAUAAUGGUAAAUUUCUGCUGUUCAAAAAUAUUAACUAAUGAUGAACUAAUAUUAACUGUUUAUGUAUCAUAUAUGCUGUAAACAAGUUUUUACAAAGUCAUUAUUUAACUUGUAACAUGUAUUAAAAGCCUUUUUGAACUCCUACCCUUAUCAAAAAAUCAAAUUAUAUUUGACUGACAAGGAAGAUUGAAGACAUCAAUUUGUUUUUAGACUAAACUUAACAUAUUAUAUUUGCUCUUAAGCAUUCAAAAUUGGAUCAUAUUAUAUUUAUUACAUUUUCAUUUCAGCUCAUAAUUUUAGUGUUGUUAAUAUAUUUAACUUAUUCUACAAUGUCAUCUUAUCAUGAAUAGUUCAGAAAAUUAACCUGACACUCUUCUGUAAAUAAAAACUAACGGCUGAAAUAAUUAUUGAUAUUAAAAUGUUACACUCGUGUUACAAUGAAGUCUUAUAUAUUUUUGAUUUUUCGGUGUAAUUAAAAAAAAAAAAUGCAUGUAUAUAUAUACAUAUAUAUAUUUUAAAUGUUGUAAUUCAUCUUAUAAUGUUGUGGUUGUCGUAGGAGCUUUACAUAAUAUUCCUUUUUAAAUUCGGAGUAGAACACAACUGUUUUUAUCACAGGGUCCAUUUACCAAAAGCUAAAUAAGUUUUCAAAUUAUUGUAAAAAGUUGUAGGUUAUGUUGUAGUUAGAAAAGUUUAUAUAUUAUAUUUCAAUUUUAUUGUAUUUAUAAAUUCUGUAGUAAAUCUGUUUCUAUUAUUGUUGAGGAAUUAUGCGUAUGAAUACUGUAUAAAGCUGGUCCUUUGAUUUUGAGCACAGCUAAAAACAAAAAUAAAAGAGUGUCAAAUUCAACUAUGAUCUUAUGUAAUGGUAUUGUAUAUAAAUAAUAUUGUGAUCUCCAUGAAUGCAUGAUGAAAAAAAAAAAUGUUUAAACAUAUGUAUUUGUAUUUUUGUUUUCUUUUUUACCUUUUUUUAAAUACUUUUUCAAGAAACAUUAAGUAUUUCUUGUAUCUCUUUAGAUUGUAUUGUUAUUUGUGGAGAUAACAUCCUAUUUUUGUUUAUAUUGGGUAAUUAAAAAUAUGGGAGAGUAGAAAUUUAUAGUCAUACCAUAUAUAUUUUUAAUUACGUUACUGCCUAGAUCCAGCUUUAACACCUUAUUGAGUAGAUUAAUAAACACUUAGUUUUGCAUC